AGCACACUAACUCCUAGUAGACGAUCAUCAACAAUAAUGGCGGUGAAAGUGCUUCGGUGCUUCAUUUUUCUUUUACCUGUUGUUUUAGCCCAAAAUGAAUACAUUCCUAUUAUAACAAAGGAUGACUGCACGGCUGUAAGAAACUUAGGACAGCAAUACAAUCAGUAUUUCAACACAUUGUUGAUGAGAUGCACGUCCUGCUUACAGAAUACAACAUUUCAAGCCGUCAGUUCUGAUGGUUACUCGUGUGAAUGUGAAUCAGAUUACAAGUAUGUAACUAAUUUUGGAGGUGCAAACAUAUGGUGUAGCAAGUGCCCCUUAAAUCAGGUCAGAUCAGCUGAUGGCUGGGGCUGCGUCACUUGUGAGACAGGAACAUCUUGUGCUUGUGGGGGCAACAAUGUAGCAGUGGAGAGGGAGGUAAAUGGAGCACUGGUGACCACCACAGGGGGAGGGGAUGCCCGGGUCUGUCAGGCGUGUGCCGACUACACCAGUCCUAACCUGAGGGGUGACAGGUGUGAGAGAUGCAACAUGUUACUAAAAAUAAAUCCUACCUGGAGAACGUGUACCUGUCCCAGUGGCCAACUGAGUGGUGGAAUUUGUUUCAAUACUACCAUUAGAUCCUUCCAGAUCACUACAGUACCUUUAACUAGUGGAACAGCUGAGUCGACAUAUGUGAGAGAACAUGUACAGGCAGCUUAUCUUAUGUGUCGAGAUUUUGUAAACUCCACGGCUUGUCAGAUUCUAAGUAACCUUUGUGUGUUGUCGUGGUAUGAAUAUGAUUCCUCUCUCAGCGAGACUAAGACUUGUAACCUAUACAGAAAGAUCCCUGACAAAAACCUACCUGACACCCUAGGACAGGAUUGGAAUGCAUACCUACCUGUGCUGUAUUACUCUCAGGAAGGGGACAGAAUCCUAGACGACGACUCUCUGACCACAGAGUAUACCUUUAGUCCUGUGUCUUACCUGGAAUAUCGUGUAGGAAGGUACACUUUAAAUGGCACUUACCUGGGCACAUCUGAGGUAACAGGUGGACGACUUCAGCUCUGCUCUGACACUACCUCAAGACUCAAUGCAGCCUAUACAUUUGGCACUUACUAUGAACAGUCUUGUUCCAUUCCUGCAAUAGAUCUUUGGGACACCCAGAAAUACCAACUGGAGUUCUAUGAUUUAUAUAUUGAGCUCACUAGGAAUGGAGAAAACCAACUGUAUGCCGCCCCUGUGAAAAUCAACAACCUGGUAUUUGGAGGCGACAAAGUGAAUACAGGAUCCAGUACCAGGGACUGGAUUCUGACGCGGAGAUUUUUCCUCGUGGAUAACGUGGUCACAACAGGAGCAGACACAUCUGGAGGCGGUACUACACCCACACCGUCCCUGCCUCAGUAUGUCAGAUAUGCCAAGAGUAUAGAGAUUUCCAUCAACCUCUACAGCUCUCUGCCAAAUGGACGUAUAUACCCCCCACUGAUGACCAUCACUUAUGACCAGGUGUCACUCAUCAAUGCCCAGGCAGGGGCCUCCAUUAGUCCUACUUUCAAAGUGAAGUAUAACAUGGGAUUAGAUUCAUACAGGAAAGAUUUCCAGAUUGCUGUGGGAACACUGUCAACAUUGGGAGUGAUUUUGGCAGGAUAUAAAACUUGGGUGUGGUCAAAGAGAGCUGGGCGUCUCGCCAUUGAUUUUGCUUCGAUCAUCAACUUUGUGUUUUAUGUUAGUGGAGUCUUGUCCAAUGUCUUCUUUGUCAUCACUUUUGGAAUAGCAUUUUACUUUCUCAUCUUUUACAAAAGACAGAAUUAUGUGUAUUUAUUCCUGUUGGAUGGUGUCUACUAUGAGGAGUGGCUGGGUCUCUUUGGAUCAGCCUUUGCUCUGAAAUGUCUCCAAAUCGCUCACAUGAUAGCAUCACAAUGCACAGUAGAUAUCUUCUUCAUUGACUGGGAAAAACCAAAGGGAACUCUGGGAGUCAAAUCUGAUGGCAGCAAGAAAGAGAAUCCUGUGUCCAUUUGGAGGACAUACUUUGCAGCCAAUGAGUGGAAUGAAAUUCAGACAUGUAGGAAAAUAAACCACAUUUUCCAGAUCUUUGCAGUAGUCUUCUUUUUAAGUUAUGUUGGGUUUGAGAAUGUGGCCACCAAAGACCCCAAUGGCAAGGUGGUGAAGAGUUCAUCAGAUUACCAGGCUCCAUAUGACACAAUGUUUAGAUAUGCAGUGGGGGCUCUAGUCUAUCUUCUUGUUGCAUUUGUGCAGUGGUUAUUUUUUACACUUAUCUAUGAGAGAUUCUUUGAGGACAAAGUUCGUGACUUUGUGGACCUGUGUUCCAUGGCUAACAUCAGCGUCUUUAUCAUGCACCAUGCUCAGUAUGGUUACUACAUUCACGGCCGUUCAGUCUACGGCAAGGCAGACACAAACAUGAAGGAGAUGUUUGAGAUGAUGAAAAGAGAAGAGAAAGAUUUAGUGGGCCAGAGAGGGCUUCUCCCGAACACAGAGCAGCAGACAUUUGUCAUGACUUUACCUCGGAAACUUCGUCUGAAGUACGAAGAGGUCCUUCUUGCUGUGGCGCUGGAGGGGGCAGGUGGAGGCCCACAAGCAGGGAAGGAAAAGGGAGGAUUAACAGACAAACAAGUGGAAGCCUACAAUGUCAUUAAUAAAUUCUUAUCUACUUUUAUUGACCAUUCUUUGAAGAAUCUAGACUACCAAGUUAGAGAUAAAACACUUCUGGAGAGCAUUAUGGAUACAGAGUUUAUGGAUGCUUCAGAAAAGGGAUACUUCUACAAUGAUGAUGGACAUUCCUUUGACCAGUGUUUGUUCUACGGGAAUGAGAUCACGCUACUUCUGUUUGAUACCUUACUUUUCUGUAUCAUCGAUCUCAUUGCUACAAACUUUGUACUCUCAGGAAUCAUCACUUACAUCAUUAUAGAGCUUGUUGCUUUGGUGCGAGAUCACGGGGGAAGGAAAAACUUAGCAAAGAAAACCUUAGUAGAUGAACGGUUCCUGAUAUAAUGCUUAAAUCCAGUGAUAAUUAUCAAAGAUUCCAAGGUUAUGUAAAUGUGUGACAAAGUCGCCAGUUGUUUGAAACAAUUGUUAGAAUUUGCCAUUUUAUUUAAUGUAUUAUAUGCAUGUAUUUAUAUUUUGUAUGUAUUUAUUAACAUUUGUAUAAUUCUUGAAAAUCUCAGACUAACCGUCCAUGAUAUUUUUCUCAUUACUGGUUGUAAGAACAUACAUAUAUACUAGUAUGUAGGUUAUGUGAUAUUUGUUAGUGAUCCACUGAAGCCUUUAGUGUCUUUUUUACAGAAAGUUAUAUUUCAAUUUAAAAUAAACAAUCGUUAUGCAUAUGAAUUAUAUUUGAUUGAAGAUUUUUUUUCUGUAAAUGAUUGUAAUUGGUAGAUUAUUUUACUGUAUGCAGUAAGUGAUUAAAACAGUGAAAUGCUUGA
This is a messenger RNA of Saccostrea echinata, 3416 nucleotides long. RefSeq names its product meckelin-like. The coding region runs from base 37 to 2985 and encodes 982 amino acids. The record is from RefSeq and is a predicted model, not a curated record. Gene Ontology annotation, biological process: cilium assembly. Lineage: Eukaryota; Metazoa; Mollusca; Bivalvia; Ostreida; Ostreidae. The transcript is spliced from 21 exons. Gene Ontology annotation, cellular component: MKS complex; ciliary transition zone.